AUGGAGGAUAUUCAAGAUGCGCUCCCACCACCUACAACCCUUCUUUCCAGCCUUACUGAAUCUCAGCUAAGGAUGAUCUCAAACCUCCCAGAUCACCAGGCUUGGGCCUAUUCUGAUGAUAUCCUAAUAGCAUCCUCUCUUACAAGGCAGAAGAAGGGCUGCAUUACAUAUCGACAUUUUAUUAAAAUUGUGGAGCGCAUAUACUGGAAGGAUUCCAGUGGGAGCCUUGAGCCCAAUUACAUUAACUUUUGGUACAUCUGCAUCUACUUCCCCCACGCCGUCUUAAACAUUCCAUCCACACGCUCUGGCGUCCCCCAUCCAUACUCCCGUCCCUCUAGCCGCUCUUCCCGUUGUUCCGUUCCAACCCAGUCCCAACCGCCCUCUUGCAGCGCAUCUCCCACUUCGCGAGACUUGUCAGGGAUGGAACCAGAGCCGUCCAUUGCCGCUCUCCUCGAGGCUGUCACAGCCCUCACAACCACAGUUGGGUCCCUCCAGGACCAAAUCAGAUCGCAAGGCCAACAGCUCACUGAGCUCAAGGCCAUAUGCAAGGAAACCGCGGACCUCCUUGGAGACAAGGAUCAAGGAGGAACCACCCAAGCCCAAACACAGCCUGGCCCAUCGACUGGGCCUAUCACCCCUCCUUCCCACACAGGAGGACAAGCCAACACUCCAAGAACGGCUAGGCCUGGUCUCCGGGAUCCUUUCCGCCCCACCAGGGGUACUACUGGGUACGACUCCGAGGAAGAACAACCAAGGAGAGUUAAGGAAGAGCCUCGCGGAGCGCUUAGGGAUCUGAGGACCCUUACCCCUUUCAGCUCGGGUUCGGACACCAAACGUCCCAAAAUGGAACUACCGGACCCAUUCAAAGGGGACAUUCGAGGGCGAAAAGCUGUGCAAUGGCUGGAUCGCAUGCUGUUAUGGGGGGCUCUCCAUAGGGAUCAAUUUGAAGAAGAUGAGCAGCUGAUUGUCUGGAUCCUCUACCACAUGGAGGACAAAGCUGCCGAUUGGGCCCUCCCUCUCAUUGGGAACAUCCUCAAGGGCAAAACCACGGCCCCCACCACCAUCCCGGCUAUGACAGCCAAAUUUAAGGAAGCUUUUGCCGAUCCUGACGCCAAGCGUGCCGCCGCCAGAAAAAUUGCGGUUCUCUCCCAAUCCACAACCACCUCCGAGUACGUCACGGAGUUCCGCAACCUCAUGGCGGAAUUAGACUGGAACGAGGAAGCCUACAUUGCGCAGUUUACGCGAGGGCUCCACUGGAAGGUCAAGGAACUGUUGUCUACCAAAGACAAUAUUCCAGACAAACUCGAAGCCAUCUUCGCGGCUUCCAUAAAAAUUGAUAACACUCGCCGCGAAAAUGAAGAGAACCGCCCCAAAAAGGCACCUGCCAAGUCCCCGGCCACCGUGGCCACUUCCACCACUACCACCACUCAACGGGUCCGCCUCUCAGAGGACCCCAAUUACGUAACCCCGGAAGAAAGGGAUCGGCGCCGCGCGUCUGGCCUCUGUGUCAAGUGCGGCCAAAAGGGCCAUGGUAUCAAGCAAUGCCCCAACGGCUGGAAAGCCACGAUCAAGGAGGUUGCCAAAGUGGCAGAAGAGGAGCCCCCGACUCCCCAAAAGGACAAUAUAGAUAGAAUCGAGUUUGUAAAUUUAGGGUUAGAUUCCAAUAAAAAACCACUCCUCUAUAUCAAUCUCUAUGUCCAAAAUUCCCUGGCAGAACCCCUUAAAACCCUGGUGGACUCAGGAGCCACCUCGAACUUUAUUUCUCCUUCAGUCGUAGAAAAAUGGAAAAUCCCAAAAACCCUACUCGAAAAUCCACGAGUAGUGAGAAUGUUAGAUGGUACAAUUUCACAGACUGGUCGUAUAUGGCACCAGGUUCAACUCGCGGUUUCGGCCAAUGGCCACACACAUUCCAUCCCCUUCCUCGUUUGCCCAAUUGGCAACACCCAGGCUAUCCUAGGCAUGACGUGGCUUACAGCAGAAUCCCCUCUCAUAGAUUGGCAACAGGGCUCAAUCACAUUCCCCGAACAAGCCCAGAUUGCCUCUGAGGAAGAGGCCGACCUAGAUCCCCUGGCAUCACUCCCUCCACAAUACCAUGAGUUUGCUAAAGUCUUUGGCAAGGAGGAAUUCAAAGUCCUCCCCCCACAUAGGGAGUACGACAUAUCCAUAGACCUUAUUCCGGACGCCAAACUCUCCCCAGGACCUAUAUACGGCAUGACUGACGCAGAAUCAAAGGCGUUAAAACAACACAUUGACGAAGAAUUGGCAACGGGCAAGAUUCGCCCCAGCACUUCUUCCGCCGGCGCGCCAGUCAUGUUUGUGAAAAAAGCAGACGGAUCUCUUAGGCUGGUUGUGGAUUAUCGGAAACUAAACGACGUCACUCACAAAAACGUUUACCCGCUCCCGAGGCAAGAUGACCUCAUGGCUAAGCUCAGGAACGCCAAGCUAUUCACCAAGCUGGACUUACGUUGGGGUUAUAACAAUGUCCAAAUCAAGGAAGGUGACGAAUGGAAGACAGCCUUCCGCACCAAAUAUGGAUUAUUUGAAUACUUGGUCAUGCCCUUCGGUCUCACAAAUGCCCCGGCAGCAUUCCAGCACUUCAUGAAUGACCUGUUUAGGGACCUCAUCGACGUUACAGUGGUGAUCUACUUGGAUGAUAUCCUCAUUUUCUCAGAAGAUCCUGAAAAGCAUCCGGAACACGUUAAGGAGGUUCUAUCAAGACUAAUGAAGAACCAAUUGUUUUGCAAACUUUCUAAGUGUCAUUUCCACGUCACUACGGUAGAUUACCUUGGUAUUGUCAUAUCUCCUGCGGGCUUCUCCAUGGACCAGAAGAAGAUUGAGGCCGUCACAUCCUGGCCCCAGCCCAGAACAGUUAAACAGGUCCAGGCCUUCCUAGGGUUUGUCAACUAUCUCCGCCGGUUCAUCCCCAACUUCAGCUCCGUCGCACGCCCGUUACACAACCUUACCAGAAAGGAGACCCCCUGGUCAUGGGGCGACCUAGAAGAGGCAGCGUUCCAGGAACUAAAGAGCCUUGUCACCAAAUCGCCGGUACUCAUCCACUCCAACCCCAGCCUUCCCUACUACCUAGAAACGGAUGCAUCGGGAGUAGCCAUGGGAGCCAUCUUAAGCCAACAAGGAGAGGAUAACCGCCUUCAUCCAGUUGCAUAUAUGUCCAAGUCCUUUUCCGGUGCAGAAGCCAACUAUGACACCCACAAUAAGGAACUCCUGGCUAUCAUCAAAGCACUGGAGGAAUGGAGAAUAUUCUUAGAGGCAACAGACAGACCAGUACAAGCACGGACAUUCAACCGCAGGCAUGCCAGAUGGCGCAUAUUCCUGAGCGAUUUCAACUUUGAAAUCCAUUACCGCCCCGGAAAGCAAUCAGGGAAACCAGACGCCCUCUCUAGGCGAUCGGACUACGUUGAUACCUCACCAGAACCAGAGGUUAUGCUCCCCGCAGAAGUCUUUGCCAAUUCAUCAGAAGAGGAGUUGGAAAUCGUCACGGAAAUACGCUCUAAGCUGAGAGAAGAUUCCUCCUUAGAACCCAUCAUCCAAUUCCUGACAGAGGACGCCGACAACGCACCUCCAUCCAUUCGAAAGGCCUAUCGAGAUUAUGAUUGGGAGGAGGAUCUACUAUGGUAUUGUGGCAAACUAGUGGUACCAGACUCGGAGUCCCUCAAAGAAAGGCUACUAAAAGAAUUCCAUGACUCGCCAUUAGCGGGACACCCUGGACAACAAAGGACCUUGGAACUCCUCAGCCAAAGCUACUGGUGGCCAGGAAUGAAAUCAUCCGCCAGGGAAUGGGUAGAAUGCUGCCCCACUUUACCACCGUAUCCGUUCCACACAAUAUCGUACGACUUCAUCACUGGGUUCCCCAAGUCCCAGGGCCAUGAUGCAAUCCUCGUGGUUAUCGAUUCAUUUUCCAAGUUUGGGCAUUUCAUCCCCACGUCCAAAAAAAUCACAUCCAAGGGGUUGGCAGACCUAUUUGUGACACAUGUCUGGAAACUCCAUGGGCUUCCGAUCAGGACCAUCUCAGACCGCGGAACCACGUUCACCGGAAAGUUCCUUCGUGCACUCUAUCAAAGGCUGGGAAUCAAACCGUCUUUUUCCUCCGCUUACCAUCCGGAAUCUGACGGACAAACGGAGAGGGUGAAUCAAUUUAUUGAGUUCUACCUAAGGUCAUACGUAGCAGCCGAUCACUCAGACUGGGCCACCUGGCUCCCUUUGGCGGAGUAUGCGUACAACAAUGCCAAGCACGCGGCCACGGGAAAAACGCCCUUUGAAUUGGUUUAUGGGAGAAACCCAGUAAUGAACCCUUCCAAUGUCCCAGCCAACGUACCAGAAGCAGAUGGCGUAGCAGACACACUGGCCCGAGAAUGGAAAGAAGCCGAGUCAGCCCUCAGAAUGAGCAAAGAGCGUAUGGCAAGGGAUAAAGGAACUAUCCCUGAGUACUCAAUUGGGGAAAAAGUCUGGCUAGACGGGAAGAACGUGGAACUCAGGACGAAUUCCAACAAGUUGGACCCCAAACGAUUAGGCCCUUUUGAGGUAAUUGAGAAGGUAUCCAGUCACGCAUACCGUCUCAAACUACCGGAGACCCUCAAGAUCCACGACGUAUUUUAUGUGGGAUUGUUGUCUAAAACACACGAAUCCCCCAGUCAACCAUUCCCAGAAAGACCCCCUCCUGAAACAAUAGAAGGGGAAGAAGAAUACGAAGUGGAACAAAUCAUUGACUCCAAGAGACAACGGGGUAAAUGGUUUUACCUAAUCAAAUGGAAGGGUUACGGCCCGGAAGAUAACUCCUGGGAGCCGGAAGAACUCCUAGAACACAGCCAAGAGGAGAUCCAGCGCUUCAACAAGUCACGACUGAAAAAGGCUCGUGACUCCGCCAAGAGCCUUUAA
Messenger RNA from Rhizoctonia solani, 4893 nucleotides. Its product is annotated as Retrotransposable element Tf2 protein. Lineage: Eukaryota; Fungi; Basidiomycota; Agaricomycetes; Cantharellales; Ceratobasidiaceae. The record is from RefSeq and is a predicted model, not a curated record. The transcript is spliced from 6 exons. The coding region runs from base 1 to 4893 and encodes 1630 amino acids. Gene Ontology annotation, biological process: DNA integration. Gene Ontology annotation, molecular function: zinc ion binding; nucleic acid binding.